AUGUCCGUUGAGCCAGUGAACCAGCUCAGUGAAGAAAACCUGCUGGUUCUGACUGCUGCCACCAAGCAGACUGAGGGGUUCCAACGCUUCAGAAGAUCAGCCCAGUUCUUCAACUACAAAGUCCAGGUGCUGGGGCUGGAUGAGGAGUGGCAGGGUGGAGAUGACCAGAAUCCAGCUGGAGGUGGGCAGAAGGUCCGUCUCCUGAAAGCAGCUCUGAAGCAGUUUGGGGAUAAGGAGGACCUGAUCAUCCUUUUUGUAGACAGCUAUGACGUGCUCUUUGCUUCGGGCCCCACAGAACUGCUGAAGAAGUUCAAACAAGCCAAGAGCAAGGUGGUUUUCUCAGCAGAGAACUACAUCUACCCUGACAGAAAGUUGGAAGCCAAGUAUCCUCAGGUGCGAGAUGGAAAGCGCUUCCUGGGUUCUGGAGGCUUCAUAGGUUAUGCUCCAAACCUGAAGAAGCUUGUGGAGGAGUGGAAAGGAGAGGAUGAUGACAGUGACCAGCUCUUCUAUACAAACAUCUUCUUGGAUCCAGAAAAAAGAGAAAGUAUCAACAUCAGUCUAGACCAAAGAAGCCGGAUCUUCCAAAACCUAGACGGAGCACUAGAUGAGAUAGUCAUGAAGUUUGAAAACUCACGAGUGAGAGCAAGAAACUUGUUAUAUGACACCCUGCCUGUGGUGAUUCAUGGAAAUGGACCCACCAAGCUGCAGCUGAACUACCUGGGAAACUACAUUCCUCAAGUAUGGACAUUUGAGACUGGCUGCACUGUGUGUGAUGAAGGCCUGCGAAGCCUCACAGGGUUUAAGGAUGAGGCACUGCCAAUGAUCCUGAUUGGCAUUUUCAUCGAGCAGCCCACCCCAUUCCUCUCCCAGUUUUUCUUACGUCUUCGUAACCUCCAUUACCCGAAGCAACGAAUCCAGCUCUUCAUUCACAACAGUGAGGAACAUCACUUGAUGGAGGUGGACUCUUUUGUAGAAGAGCAUGGCAAAGAAUAUCUCUCUGUCAAGGUGAUGGGGCCAGAUGAUGAGGUGGAGAACGCUGAGGCACGUAACUUGGGCAUGGAUUUGUGCAGGAAUGAUCCUGACUGUGACUAUUACUUUAGCCUGGAUGCUGAGGUAGUUCUGAAGAACACAGAGACUCUGAGGAUCCUGAUCGAACAGAACAAGCUGGUGAUUGCCCCUCUGGUGAGCCGGCAUGAGAAGCUGUGGUCCAACUUCUGGGGAGCUCUGAGCCCUGAUGGAUACUAUGCCCGCUCAGAAGAUUAUGUGGAUAUUGUUCAAAGGCGGAGGGUGGGGCUCUGGAACGUUCCCUACAUCAGCAGCGCUUACAUGGUUAAAGCCAAGGCGCUGCGCUCGGAGCUUGACCGGGAAGAUCUUUUCCACAGUGGCAAACUGGAUGCUGACAUGGCUUUCUGCCACAACGUUAGGAAUCAGGGAGUCUUUAUGUACCUGACAAACCGGCACCAGUUCGGACACAUCCUGUCCCUGGAGAAUUACCAGACAACUCACCUCCACAAUGACCUCUGGCAAAUAUUCAGCAAUCCUGAGGACUGGAGAGAAAAAUACAUCCAUGAAAACUACACAGCAGCUCUGAAGGGGAAAUUGGUAGAAAUGCCCUGCCCAGAUGUUUACUGGUUCCCCAUAUUCACUGACACUGCCUGUGAUGAGCUGGUGGAAGAAAUGGAACAUUAUGGCCAGUGGUCCACAGGUGACAACACGGAUAGCAGAAUACAAGGAGGAUAUGAGAAUGUCCCAACUAUUGACAUACACAUGAACCAAAUUGGCUUUGAAAGAGAAUGGUAUAAGUUUCUUCUGGACUAUAUUGCACCCAUCACAGAGAAACUGUACCCAGGAUACUACACUAAGACUCAGUUUGAACUGGCCUUUGUGGUUCGCUACAAACCCGACGAGCAGCCGUCCCUGAUGCCCCACCACGACGCCUCCACCUUCACCAUCAACAUUGCCCUGAACCGAGUUGGGAUAGACUAUGAGGGAGGAGGCUGCCGGUUCCUGCGCUACAACUGCUCCAUCCGAGCUCCGCGGAAAGGAUGGACCCUCAUGCACCCGGGACGCCUGACCCACUACCACGAAGGGCUCCCGACCACCAAAGGGACUCGUUAUAUCGCAGUGUCCUUUCUUGACCCCUAGAGCAUUGCUUCCCAGCAAGGACCUUUCCCUGGCCCUGCUCGCUGCUGACUCUGAGUGGAAACAGGGAAUGCUGCUGAGAGUUUCUAAGGCAUUGUUCAAAGGUAUUUGGAUAUUGAUUUUUAAUGGUAUUUUAAGACUCCACUACUGGAAGAUCUCCCUCUCUGAUACUGCAGGUAAUAUCUAGGAAUAUUGCUGUAGAAUUGUGAAGGAGAUUUUGUGCCUUCAUUUUUGAUUGUGCUCCUCAUCCGCUGUUUCUUGGAAGUGCCAUUUACUUGAACCUUCUAUCACGGAGUGGUUGGCUUUAAAAAAUGCUUUCCUGGACUGGAAAUCCAGCUUUCUGGAGGCAAGUCACAAGCUGGAAGCCUGUUUUCAUCUACAGCUAUACAGGACUGGAUGUUAGACAAUAAUUCCUGGACACUAUUCCAAAUACAAAGCAAUCAGGGAGCUGAUUCCAGCAGUCAUAAGAGUUAAAUGUCACACCAGAUGAAAAUCAGCAGUAAGAGCCUGAAGAUCAUCUGAUUCCUUACCUCUUUGCAGUCCUUGCAAGCCUAUCACAAAGUUCAAAGCAGCAGCAGUGGCAAUAUAGGUGCUUCUGAUCAGCUGAAGGAAGGUCCUCUAAUGAUGCUUUACCUCUGGGAUUAGACUGAAGAGAUAAGACAGCCUCCCUACCUUUUGUUUCUGCAGCUAAGAGCAGCAGGGAUACCCACACAAAUUCAGACCAUCUCAGUCUGUGAAGAUCAGAUCUAAGAAAGGGAAGUCUGGGAACAACUGCAUCAGUCAGAAGGGCUUCACUGUGGAAUUGUCUCUGUUCUUUACCAUGUUAAGAUUGUCAAAACCUCUGAUCAAUCUCUGGAUAACAUCCCAGAGGUCCUGGUGGUGUUUGGUGGCCUCAUUCCAAUUGUCA
Manacus vitellinus (golden-collared manakin) is the source of this 3049-nucleotide messenger RNA. RefSeq names its product procollagen-lysine,2-oxoglutarate 5-dioxygenase 1 (gene PLOD1). The record is from RefSeq and is a predicted model, not a curated record. The transcript has 20 exons. Gene Ontology annotation, cellular component: endoplasmic reticulum. Bases 1 to 2145 code for a protein of 714 amino acids. Gene Ontology annotation, molecular function: procollagen-lysine 5-dioxygenase activity; L-ascorbic acid binding; iron ion binding. NCBI's taxonomy places the organism in Eukaryota, Metazoa, Chordata, Aves, Passeriformes, Pipridae. Gene Ontology annotation, biological process: peptidyl-lysine hydroxylation.